AACAACACAGAUGCAAUAUGGACCGGUAAAUGCGGAAGCAGCACGAGCUACUUCACGCUCGCCAGCAAGGAACAACAGAUGGACGGCUUCCAAUGGAAGCUGCGGCACGGCAACAAGUCUUCACCAGUGCUAUUAUUCCAAAUCCGAGUUCGAGAUUGCUGUACAAAAUAUUGCCAGUGCGGUUGUACGCCAACGGGCGAGUCAUAAACAGUUUCGCCCUCUUCGGUGAUGGUUCGGCAAUAUCAAUGAUGAAUAGUAACUUGUUUGGACGCCUGGGUCUCAAAGGGCAGAAGGAAAAUUUGACGUUGCAAUGGUUCGGCGGUACCACGGUAACAGAGCAGUCAAGCAGGGUCGACGUUCAAAUAUCCGGGGUUGGUAGGUUUAAUAAAAAGUUUUUGUUGCGGAAUAUCAGAACGGUGAACAACCUUCAACUGCCGACACAGACACUCCAGCUAUCAGAGGUGCCGUACAAAUAUCGUCACUUGCCGAUCAAGAGAUAUGAUAGAGCGGUCCCGGAACUGUUGGUUGGGUUAGACAACGCACACUUAAGCAUCUCAAGGAAGACUGUUGCCGAUGGAGUGGAUGGUUACUCGGUGACACUUACGAAGCUCGGCUGGAUUGCCUACGGUGGCAGGAAUCGAGGCGUUGGAGAACGGUGCAACUAUGUGCACUUUGCAAAUGUGGAUAACGGUCUGGAGAGGCUCGAGCGUUUGGUGAGUGACUAUUUAAUUAACGAAUAUCUUAGUGUACGCGAAGGGGUGCAGGACUGUGUGGAUGCAGAUACAGUCAGAGCUAAAGAGUUGUUAGAAAGCACGACCGUGAGAAAGGGUUCCCACUUUGAGACUGGCCUGAUUUGGAGGCAGGAGAAUGUGGAACUACUAGAUAGUCGAAAAAUGGCGGAAAACAGGUUGUUAGCUCUAGAAAAGAAAUUCAAGCGCGAAGAUAAAUUUAAGUCAGCAUACGUUCACGUAAUGAAGGAAUACGAGGCUAAAGGAUAUGCAAGGAAACUGACGGCGGAUGAGGUCCUGACAGGAGGAAAGCUUAGCUGGUACCUACCACACUUUGAAGUUUGGAACGCGAACAAACCUGGAAAGAUGAGACUUGUCUUUGACGCUGCUGCGGAAGUUAACAAUGUACCGCUGAACUCGACUUUGCUUAGAGGACCAGACUUAAACCAACCUUUAGCAACCAUCCUAAUGAAAUUCCCGCAGAGGCAAGUAGGUGUAUGUGCGGACAUAGUGGAAAUAUUCCACCAAGUGAAGAUACGCGCCGAGGAUCAAGCAGUACAACGCUUCUUAUGGAGCACAGACCCUGAACAUCCCAUCGAAGUCUACACUAUGAGCGCGAUGACAUUUGCAGUCACUUGCUCACCAAGCUCGGCACAGUUCUUUAAGAACAAAAACGCAGAGGAGUUUAGAGUACGGUUUCCUGAAGCGGUGGAGACCAUAGUCAACAACCACUACGUCGACGAUUUUGUCCACUGUUUCUCCACCGUAGACGAGGCAAUCCAAAUAACUGAGCAGGUAGUGUGGGUUCAUAAACAGGGAGGUUUUGAAUUAAAGCGUUUUGUAUCAAACUCUGAACAGCUAACUAAAAGAAUGAAUAAUAAAGAAGAACGUCCGUCGUACUUAAAGCUCGAUAGAGAUAAUGCUGGUAUUUUUCAGAAAGUCCUCGGGUUACAGUGGGAUACGAUUAAUGAUGUUUUCAGACUUGUGCUGUCGUUUGCGAAGGUGGAUCCAGUAGUGCUUGCUGGCCAGCGGAGACCAACUAAGUGAGAAGUAUUGAGCGUCACCAUGUCGGUGUUUGAUCCGUUUGGAAUGGCGGCGGAGUACACUAUGGAAGCGAAGCUCCUCUUACAGUCAACUUGGCGUGCGAGUACCGCCUGGGAUGAAUAUAUCUCGGAAGAAUUGCAUGAAGCAUGGCUAAGAUGGUUGAAAGCGAUCAAGCGUUUGGAAGAAAUAAGCGUGCCGCGGGGCUACGGAUUACACUUCAAGCAGUAACAGUUGAACUACACAUAUUUUCCGACGCGAGCGAAGUAGUUUAUGCAGCAGUAGCAUACUGGAGGUCACCAGAGGGAGCAAGUACUACCAAUCCCAUAUUCAUCUCAGGAAAGACAAAAUGCGCACCAUUAAAGCUUACAUCUAUUCCCCGCCUCGAGCUGCAGGCUGCAGUGUUGGCUAAGCGACUUCGCAAGAGCAUCCUUCAAUGUCACGACAAGUUCUCUAAGAGAGUGGUGAUGUGGAGUGACUCCAAAACAGUGCUAGCUUGGGUAAAAUCUGAUCACCGGUGCUAUAAACCAUACGUGGCUCAUCGCGUGAACGAGAUCUUGGAGGCUAGCAACGUUAAUAAGUGGCGAUGGUUUCCAGGCGCCUUGAAUCCGGCUGAUUGGGGAACCCGUCCGAGGGCAGACAAAAGAAAUUCGUCCUGGAUCGGUGGGCCGAAGUUCCUACCACAAGACGAACACCUGUGGCCGCCGGACGCGGUGAGUCCGAAUAAGCACGAGGAACCUCGCGCAAAAUUCUCAGUUUUGACAGUUAAGAUAAGCAUUUUCAUGUUUAAGAAAUUCUCGACGCUGAUCCUCAUGACCAGAGUAGUAGGUUGGAUUCUGCGAUUCCGAAACAACUGUAGGAAAGACGUAAGCAAAGAAUCUACGGAGGACUAAGCGCUACGGAAGUAAGAAGAGCUGAAUUUGCGAUAAUUCGUGCAGUACAACAGGAGAGCUUUGCUGAGGAAUAUUACGCGCUGAUG
This is a messenger RNA of Rhagoletis zephyria (snowberry fruit fly), 2748 nucleotides long. RefSeq lists its product as uncharacterized. NCBI's taxonomy places the organism in Eukaryota, Metazoa, Arthropoda, Insecta, Diptera, Tephritidae. The record is from RefSeq and is a predicted model, not a curated record.